AUGGAUGAUUUGAGACAACAACAGCAGCAGGACCUAGAUGUCCAGCAAAUUAUACAAAACAUUAAAGCAAAAAACCACAAUCCCAAAUAUUUUGUCGAAAAUGAUUUAUUGAUGCGGCGCCAGAAUCCUUUACCACCCGUUCCUUACGUACCAAAAAGCAGAAUCCGCUCAGAUAUUAUUAAAAUUUAUCACGAUACACCGGCCAACGGUGCACAUUUUGGUUGCGAUAAAACCACCAAGAAAAUUCAACACCGGUAUUUUUGGCCCACAAUGAUUAAAGAUAUCAAAAAUCAUAUCAAAUCCUGUGUGCCUUGCUUACAAAAUAAUCAUUCGCGCCGAAAACCGAAUGGAGCCUUGAAGCCAAUAAAGCCACCCGAUGGCGUUUGGCACUUGCUAACAAUGGACUUCCACGGACCCAUUAUACCGAUUUCGCAACGCGGUAACAAAUAUAUUAUCUCUCUCACCGAUGUCCUAUCCAAGUUUGUCAUUGCAAAAGCAGUUCGCGAUUGCACAGCUGAAACAGCAGCACGUUUUCUCAAGGAGGUCAUUUUAAAAUAUGGCACACCUCGGUGCAUUUUGACCGAUAACGGGAGUCAUUUCACAGCAGCAAUGAUGGAAGAAUUAUUUAAACGAAUGGGUGUUAUUUAUCUAUAUUCGACACCGUAUCAUCCGCAGACUAACGGACAAAUCGAACGAUACAACGCUACCAUGGAUGCAAAAAUUGCUGCAUUAUCAAAUGAACGUCGUACAAACUGGGACGAACAGCUACCAUUCGUAACUUUCGGUUAUAACACCAGUAUCCACGCAACAAUUGGACAAACACCGUUCGAAAUGAUGUACGGUCGAAAACCCGUUCUCCCAUUUGAUCAACAAUCACCUCUCGUUUCCCUACCCCAAGAUCCUGAACACGUACAAAAAUUAAACGAAUAUCUAUCGGGUCUAACUGGUGAUGCAAAAAGAAAUAUCCUCGACCAACAGCAAAAAUAUAAACAACGCUAUGAUUUGCAUCGAUCUAAUCCUAGCUACAAAAUUGGUGCUCUCGUUCUUGUAAAAACACUCGAUAAGCGAAAUAAAUUUGAUAUCCGUUAA
This is a messenger RNA of Didymodactylos carnosus, 1089 nucleotides long. NCBI's taxonomy places the organism in Eukaryota, Metazoa, Rotifera, Eurotatoria, Philodinida, Philodinidae. The record is from the annotation of a GenBank genome assembly.